Molecule: messenger RNA, 1175 nt
Organism: Liolophura sinensis
Lineage: Eukaryota; Metazoa; Mollusca; Polyplacophora; Chitonida; Chitonidae
Exons: 4
Coding region: 247-576 (109 amino acids)
Source: RefSeq, a predicted model, not a curated record
UACCUAAAAGCGACAGCUUCCCAUCGGCUAGAGAAGGCGAGGCCGAGCGACAGAUCAAGAGGUUGUAUUGUACUGUGUCCAAUGGCCAGUUGGAUCAGCGAAGGUCCACGGAUCUAACGCCAAACUUAUCCUGGAACUAUCCUGAACACCAGACGAAGACCGUUUUUCUUUCACAAGCAAAAGAACAAACCUUCGUUUUUAAAACAGUCUCUUCAUCGCUGCUAGACGUAUCAAUACACUAAGAACAUGAGGCCGUCCAGCCUGAUAACGGUACUCGUUACGUUAGCCUCUCUCUACAUCUUCACUGUUCAGGCCCUUCCCCAGUGGAGACCUCAGGGAAGGUUCGGUAAGAGGCUAGAUCCCGAACUAGACGUCCUCGCACAACUACAUUCAGAUGAUGAAAACACAAGUGGAGACACCGAGAGAACCAGAGAUUUACUUCAAAAUCUGCUCGAUGGCUUUCCAAGUAGCUUAUGCUUCCGUUUAACAGGUGGCAAACUGCGGUGUCUCAGACAAAGACGAGCGAGGUCAGCGUCCACCAGUAGAAUCCUCACACCCGGAUCAACAGUAAUGUGAUCCCAGUCUACUGGCACACAGCCUUAAUGCACAUUAUGCAUUAAAGUGUACAUCAAUGCCUGAACGAUCUCCUCCUUUGUUACUUGCCUAUCUGUGACUUUACUAACGCUCUGAACGAAUCUAAUGUGAUACCUCCCGUAUUCUUUGCAAACCUUCAUCAUAACCGAGUGCCGUGAUCACAUCAAUGACGUCUAAUACGGAAAGACGAGACAAGCCUUCUCUUACAUCAAAGUUUACUCUAUUAGAUAUUCAGUCUGUGGUUAACAUAUCACGUCCAUCUUGUAACGGUCACAAUUUAGGCCAGGGAAUAGUCUGCGACCUUGUCAGGGAAACCGACGUUGGGACCGCGGUCAAUUACAAAACAGUUCUGACAUUUUAGCGUAUGUUUAAGGUUUAAUUUUCCCUGUCACAUUCUAACAAUGCACAGAAAAGUUGUUAUACCAGUUAGAAACAUUGUCCCAAGUGACUGAAUAUACCACCGAUAACACUCUGCUUCGUCGUUUAAUUGAUGACUCAAUACAGAUUAAAACCAUUUCACAAAAAGUAUAGCCUUGACCUUUAGCUCCUUUAUCUGCUAAAGAAAAAUAUGGAUUGACUUA